AUGAUUGACGAAAGCUUGAGAUAUUGGGCUCCCGGUGGGUCGAUUAUGCCCGGGGGGCCGAGUACCUGGCAUAUAGUCGAUUGGGAUCAACGACGUACUAUUGCUGUCACCAUGGAUGAAGAACAGGAAGAUGAAUCGAUCUCAAUAGAACACUCAAAGAAGUACAUCAACAAUCUUGGACCCGAUGUAUAUGCCAUCCAUUUAUCACCAGAUGGCAGUUUGGUUUCCACUUCAACUGAUCCCAAAGACGACGCCACAUUUUCCAUGUAUUAUCCUCCUUUUGAGAAAGUCCGCUGGCCUAUAAAAACGAGUGGUGUGUUACGCUCGGAAUUGUUGGAAUUAAAACGACUUGGUGCGAAUGUCGAUCUGGUUUCAUACACGCCGAAGUCAAAAAAAGGCUCCCCACCGGCGAGCCCGAAGAAAGUUGUGUUCAAAUACUACUUUCAUAGUCAAUUUACAUAUGGGUUUUGGAACGAGAUGAACCUGUGGAUGCGACUUUCAGGGGACAGGAAUAUUGUCCCAUUUGACAAUAUUGUGUUAGAUGAAAUAAAACGGGGGGUCGUCAGGUUCACGAGCACAUUCAUCCCUGGCGACACGGUCCAAACGAAUAUGUCCAGGGGAUUCAAGUUGGAAUGGCUACGUCAACUAACUAGGGAUAUUGCUGCGCGGAAUCUUCUUGUUCAUCCCAAAACUGAUAAUCUUCUUCUAUUCGACUUCAACUUUUCGGGGCGGCUUGGUGAAUUUGAUGGCAUGAAAGCUGAAAACGAUAUUAAAGGAGUUGUAUUUACAUUGUACGAGAUAAUCACCUGUGACUACAAGCCCCGGGAGGUUCCACCUCAAGAACAAGACCCAGAAGUAUUACAGAGGCUCGACGAAUGGGUUAAGCACCCGGAUGUAACCCUCGACCAUCCCGUCUCGGAAUAUCGCUCAGUCCUGAAUGAAUGGGCCAAGAAAAGGCAAGAAAGGAAACAGAUUGCUAGAUUUGAUGAAGCAUCGGACCCAAUUUCAAGGCCAAAAAUUCCCGACCCACCCCCAACUGAAGCAAAUUCUGUUGGCUCUUCACAGAUGGAGCGCGUAUGGACCAAUUCGCGUUAUGGUAGGGGUACAGAUCCCAAGGUUAUAGACUGGGAACGGCCGCUAUGGGUUAAACUAGAACCUGAGAGUCGGGUCUUCGCAAAUGGGGAAGUCAAAAUUGCGUCUGAUUUGCAGUUAGAUGAGCAGCAGCUAUCUGAGUGCAUCGGGCAUCCUUAG
This is a messenger RNA of Hypoxylon trugodes, 1251 nucleotides long. RefSeq lists its product as uncharacterized. NCBI's taxonomy places the organism in Eukaryota, Fungi, Ascomycota, Sordariomycetes, Xylariales, Hypoxylaceae. The record is from RefSeq and is a predicted model, not a curated record. The transcript has 2 exons. The coding region runs from base 1 to 1251 and encodes 416 amino acids.